Molecule: messenger RNA, 1485 nt
Organism: Tribolium castaneum (red flour beetle)
Lineage: Eukaryota; Metazoa; Arthropoda; Insecta; Coleoptera; Tenebrionidae
Product: facilitated trehalose transporter Tret1-like
Exons: 2
Coding region: 64-1443 (459 amino acids)
Biological process (GO): transmembrane transport
Cellular component (GO): membrane
Molecular function (GO): transmembrane transporter activity
Source: RefSeq, a predicted model, not a curated record
AUUAUUUUUAUCACCAUCUAAACAAACCUCAAAUUAUCACAAUUUAAACAAAAGCGUGAUGUGAUGACUUUGGCAAGUCAAGAAGAAGGCAAAAAAUGGCCACAAUUCCUUGCAGUUUUUGCCGCAACUUUUGUCUAUCUCGGAACUGGGGUUCACACUGGAUGGCCAGCUCCCUCCCUCCCCCAGCUUCUCUCCGAGGCAUACCCCCAUAAAGUAACCAAUGACGAAGCCUCCUACAUCACAAUCAUCGGCCAUUUGGGCAACAUUUGUGGCGGUUUUUUGGGAAAUCUCCUCCUUGAUAAAAUCGGGCGCAAAAAAACAAUCCUCCUAAUCUCCCUCCCCCAAAUUUUGUCAUUCCUCCUAAUUAUUGCCUCCUACGAAGUAAUGGAGUUGUUAUACUUGGGCCGCUUCAUUGGGGGAGUUGCCGAAGGAGCGACUUUUUCCUUCAUGCCUGUCUACAUUGCUGAAGUUGCACAACCGGAAAUCAGGGGGAGUUUAGGGACCCUCAUGUCCGUAAUGCGUGUCUCUGGAAUGCUCCUCGUCAAUUUGAUUGGUUCAUAUUUGACCAUCAAACAAUCGGCAAUGAUUUUCCUACUUUUCCCGAUCAUUUUUGUAACAGUUUUCUACAAAAUGCCCGAAAGUCCCUACUAUCUCUUGAUGAAGAACCGAAAACUUGAAGCAGAGUCGGUUUUGAAAUUUUUGCGCCGGAAAAAAAGUGUUUCAGAAGAGUUGGUAAAACUGACGAAUGAUGUGAACCGACAAAUGUCAGAAUCCGGGACGUUCCGGGACAUUUUCAGGAUCGAGUCCAACCGGAAAGCCCUUUUUCUCGUAGGUUUGUUACGAAUUUUCCAGCAAUGUACCGGAUUUUCGGCGUUUAGUUCCUACGUCCAGAUUCUUUUAAGCGAAGCGACCCAAACUUUGGCCCCUCAUAUUGGAGCCUCAAUCCUCCUACUAGUCCAGCUUUUUAUGGCCGUUUUAUCGUCAUUUUUCGUCGAUAAAUGGGGCCGGAAACCACUAUUAAUUUUUUCAACGAUUGGUUGUUUCAUUAACUUAACCCUCCAGACGAUUUUUUUCGCAAUGAAAGAGUACACAAAUUUCGAGGUUUCAGUUAUUGAUUGGUUUCCUCUUGUUAUGAUGAUCAUAUUUAUGAUUUUAUAUUUCUCGGGUUUAGGGGUCACUGUUAACAUUGUUACAAGCGAAAUGUUUUCAGCAAGUGUGAAAGGUAAAACAAUCAGCUUGGUUAAUGCAACUUUUGCGUUCGGUAUGUUGGCCACAACGAAAUUCUACCAAACAACCGCCGAUAAUUUCGGUUUGACCGUUCCUUUCUCUAUUUUCGCUCUUCUGACACUGUUCGCUGUUAUUUUUGAGUAUAUUUGUCUCCCGGAAACGAAAGGCAAGACUUUGGAAGAGAUUCAACAGGAAUUGAAAGGCAACAAGCGAUGAAUUUAACUCUGUAUAAACAGUUAAAUAAAUUGUUACUUUAUU